Messenger RNA from Episyrphus balteatus (marmalade hoverfly), 5271 nucleotides. RefSeq names its product protein sax-3. Gene Ontology annotation, biological process: cell-cell adhesion; axon guidance. Lineage: Eukaryota; Metazoa; Arthropoda; Insecta; Diptera; Syrphidae. The transcript has 14 exons. The record is from RefSeq and is a predicted model, not a curated record. Gene Ontology annotation, molecular function: protein binding. Bases 416 to 4753 code for a protein of 1445 amino acids. Gene Ontology annotation, cellular component: plasma membrane; axon.
GAUAAUUUAAGGGAUUUCGUGUGCGUGCAUCUCCCAGAUACGCAAUGGAAAUUUUGGGAAUAGUUUUUUAGUAUUUUUUGUAUAAUUCCUCCAUUUAGAUAUAUUUUUGGGAAUUAAAAUAUAUUUAACGAAUUUCAAUGGAAGGGAAUUAAAAGUGCAUAAGUGUUUAAAAGGAUAUAAUACACCUUAUCCCAGUGACUAGUGACAGUGAGACUUAACGACAAUCCAUAUACGAACGGAUACAUUAUAACGGAUCACAUCAUAUAAAUGAUUUUUGGAUUAAUCUAUAACAUAAAUAUUGUAUAUCAAAGGACAACACAAUAAUUGUAAUUGUGUGUAGAGAGAUUGUGCCCCCAAGCAGCACAAAACCAUCAUCUUCGUUGCAUCUAUUGCGUCGUCCUUGCGUUCGUCAAACAUGCUGACAACAGCAUUCAGAGAAGGAGGACGAUGUCUUACAUUUGGGGUGAUAUUAAUCUGCAGUCUACUUGUCGAGCAGCGGACUUUAGCUGCACACGGAGAAAAUCCUCGCAUCGUUGAACAUCCUAUGGACGUGACUGUGCCAAAAAAUGAUCCCCUUACGUUAAAUUGCAAAGCCGAGGGUGAUCCGAUGCCAUCGAUACAAUGGUAUAAGGAUGGACAGGAAUUAAAAGUCGAUACGGGAUCACAUAGGCUUUUAUUACCAGCUGGUGGAUUAUUUUUUCUAAAGGUAAUCCAUUCCCGGAGGGAAAGUGAUGCUGGCGUCUAUUGGUGUCAAGGGAAGAAUGAGUUUGGCGUUGCUCGAAGUCGAAAUGCAACCCUUCAAGUUGCUUUCCUUCGUGAGGAAUUCCGUUUGGAACCACAAAACACCCGUGUUGCACAGGGUGAUGUAGCACUGAUGGAAUGCGGUGCACCACGCGGCUCGCCCGAGCCCACAAUCACAUGGCGUAAAAAUGGACAAACACUAAAUUUGAGUGCAUCAAAGAGGAUACGCAUUGUGGAUGGCGGUAAUCUGGCAAUUCAGGAUGCACGACAAUCGGACGAUGGACGAUAUCAGUGUGUGGUAAAGAAUAUUGUUGGGACGCGAGAAUCUGCGGUUGCAUUUCUAAAAGUUCAUGUUAAACCAUUCCUCAUUCGAGGACCACAAAAUCAAACCGCAGUGGUUGGCAACUCUGUGAUAUUUCAAUGUCGUAUUGGUGGUGAUCCUUUGCCUGAUGUCCUGUGGCGUCGAACUGCAUCUGGUGGCAAUAUGCCAUUACGACGUGUACACAUUCUUGAAGAUCGUAGCCUUAAAUUAGACGAUGUUACACUCGAAGAUAUGGGCGAGUAUAGUUGCGAAGCAGACAAUGCUGUCGGUUCAAUUACCGCCACUGGAACCCUUACAGUACAUGCUCCUCCAAAGUUCAUUACUCGUCCGAAAAAUCAACUUGUAGAAAUUGGAGAUGAAGUACUAUUUGAGUGCCAAGCAACCGGAUAUCCAAAGCCAACACUUUACUGGUCCGUCGAAGGAAAUAGCUCACUGAUGUUUCCCGGCUAUCGGGAUGGCCGCAUGGAAGCCACCCUCACACCUGAAGGACGAAGUGUUUUGUCAAUUAUUCGAUUCGCUCGAGAGGAUUCUGGCAAAGUGGUUGUUUGUAAUGCACUUAACGCUGUCGGUAGUGUGAGCAGUCGAACUGUUGUGACAGUCGAUACUCAGUUUGAACUACCGCCACCGAUAAUUGCUCAGGGCCCAGUAAAUCAAACGUUGCCAGUCAAGUCAAUUGUAACUUUACCCUGUCGAACAGUUGGAACACCAGCUCCUAUGGUGUCCUGGUAUCGAGAUGGUAUCCCAGUUGAUGAGAGUCCCGAUGAUGAUCGAAGAAAUAUCUCAGAGUCAGGGGCACUUACCAUCAGCGACUUACAAAAGACAGAAGACGAAGGAUUGUACACUUGUAUAGCAAGCAAUCGAAAUGGAAAGUCCUCGUGGAGUGGAUAUCUCAAGUUAGAAGCCCCAACCAAUCCGAAUAUUAAGUUCUUUCGAGCUCCAGAAUUGUCGACAUAUCCUGGACCACCGGGAAAGCCUCAAGUGGUCGAGAAAACAGAAGAUACGGUCACGAUUUCAUGGACUCGUAGCAAUAAAAUCGGGGCGUCUGCUUUGAAAGGAUACGUGGUGGAAAUGUUUGGGAAGAACGAAACAGAAGGUUGGAUUGCGGUGGGGGCUCGUAUUCAGAAUACCACCUUUACUCAGGUAGGCCUGAAUGCGGGAGUCAAUUAUUUUUUUGUGAUACGUGCCGAAAACUCGCAUGGCCUAUCACUGCCAAGUGCUUUGUCGGAACCAAUAGCUGUUGGAAUGAAGAGCUUUAACAGCGGUUUGGAUUUAAGUGAGGCUCGGGCAAGCCUUCUUUCGGGCGACGUUGUGGAACUGAUCAAUGCGACAUCUCCAGAAUCGACAAGCAUGAAAUUAACGUGGCAGAUAAUCAAUGGCAAAUACGUAGAAGGAUUCUACAUCUAUGCACGACAAUUACCCGAUUCAUCGGUCGUCGUCAGUACACGCUCGAAUGCAUUGGUGGCAGCACCAGACUCAACAGACCCACCAACUGCUCUCGAACAUUCCACCAAAAAUAAUGGCGGCGGUGGCGGUAUUGGGAAUAUCAGGACGAGUAUCUCUGGUACCGUUUACAAAAUGCUAACGAUACUGAACGGUGGCGGAGCAUCAACAUGUACAGUUACCGGUCUGAUGAAGUACACACGGUAUGAAUUUUUUAUCGUACCCUUCUAUAAGUCUGUCGAAGGGAAACCAUCCAAUUCAAGGAUCGCACGUACUCUAGAGGAUGCUCCUGUUGAACCUCCAUAUGGAAUGGAAGCUGCUCUAGUCAAUUCAUCGGCUGUAUUCUUGAAAUGGAAAGCCCCAAUAAUGAAAAAAAACCACGGAAUACUCCUUCACUAUCAUAUUGUAGUUCGUGGAGUCGACAUGAAAAUGAAUUUAUCUCGUAUCCUCACGAACGUAACAAUCGAUGCUGCAUCACCAACCCUUGUGCUAGCAAAUUUAACCGAAGGGGUUAUGUAUACGGUUAGUGUGGCUGGUGGUAAUAGAGCUGGCAUUGGGCCAUAUUGUUCACCAGCAACAUUGCGCUUGGAUCCAAUAACAAAGAGAUUAGAUCCGUUUAUUAAUCAAAGAUAUCCCAUCAAUCAAGAACAUGUGGAUGAUGUCCUUACCCAACCAUGGUUCAUCAUAUUAUUGGGAACAAUUUUGGCUGUGAUGAUGUUGUCCUUUGGUGCAAUGGUAUUUGUGAAGAGGAAACAUAUGCUGAUGAAGCAAUCGGCAUUAAAUUCAAUUCGAGGCACACAUCAUCCAAACGAUGUCCUCAAAAUGCCGAGUCUAUCGCGCAAUGGAAAUGGUUUCUGGUUGGAUGCCUCGACUGGUGGUAUGGUUUGGCGUCCUUCAGCUACUGAUGCAAUGGACAUGCAAAAGGAUCAAAUUGCCGACUAUGCACCCGUUUGUCUAACAACAACAACAUUGCCAUCUGAACAGCAUCGAAAUCAAAGAUACGUGGGCGAGUAUUCCAAUAUUCCGACGGAUUAUGCUGAGGUGUCGAGCUUUGGUAAGGCCCCAAGUGAAUACGGAGGCAGUACAACUGGAAAACAUUCACCGGCCCCCUAUGCCACUUCCUCAAUAGUUGGCACGACCCGUUAUCCAAAUGAAUACAGCAGUGGAUCGACCGGAUAUCAUAGCCAAUCAACUCAUGCCCAACUUUACAAUCAUCACCAACAACAACAACAACAAAAUUAUCCAAAUUCUAUGCAACAUCAACGAUUCAAUGGCAGUAGCACUGGCUACCAUCACAGUAAUCACCAUCAUCAGCAUUCGAAUUCGUCAAACGUCUACCAAACCGCCAACGAUAUGUAUCCAGGUGGUGGUAAUUCAAAUAGGUCCACCUAUUCCGAACAAUAUUACUAUCCCAAGGAAAAGAUUCACAUAACCGAGAACAAACUGAACAAUAUGACAAAUUGCCUUACAUUUAACCCACGAACCCAUGUUGGAAUUCAGCCAACACCGGGUACAGCUCCGGGAGUCUUGCAGCAGGGCAGCCCCAUGGGAACAAUAAGACGGAACAACAAUCGCUUCAAAGUAGCACACCCACAAAAUCUGAAUCAGAAUCAGAAUUUCCUCAACCACCAUCAUCUGGGUGACAAUGGAAAACGUGUUGAGGCGAUACCACCACCAACUCUGCCGCCACAAUCGCAGAUGAAGUACAAUGGCGGUUCUUCGGGGAAUACGGUUGCGAACAACGCAACCAUCGUGUCGACGGCUUCUUCUGCCAACAAAAGUCUCCUCGAUUUCGAGUCGACGGUAAUGGUCGAUUCGGGAUUUGGUGGCGGCGUUGGUGGUGGCAGUGGUGGAAUCGGAACAGGCUGCGAUAGUGGUUGCGGAUCACCGUCGCUGUUGCAUGCUCAGGACGAGCAACUUUAUAUAAAAGUUGGCGAAACCAAUCCACCGGAUAAUACUUACCUCAAUUGGCGGGGCCAGCCAACGCGGGGCUCGUAUAGUAGUCGUAGUAUUGGAGCAAGCAGCAGCAUUGGCGGUAGUAGCACUCUAAGCCUGGAACAGAAUGACAAUGGAGGUGAUAAUCUAAUGGCGUCGUCUACGGUGGCUGACAAUAGACGACGACAGGUGUCGGCGGCAGCAGCGGUGGCUGCAUCGUCGUCGCUUUCCACGGCAAACGAUAACGAUGUGAUUUAUGCGCCAUCUAGUGAUCGGAGUCUUAUUAGUUAUAAUACUCAGGUGGAUAACGUGUGACCUGUCAUCAGCCCUUUGCGAAAAUCCUAAAAGCAAACUCUUUGAAAUUAAAGAUUGAAUGAAUGGAUGUAAGGAGAGAAAACAAGAGAAUGGUGAACUGGGUUGGGGAGAUAUGAUUUAUUAAAGAGGGUUGUUGCUAUGCGAUAAAGGACUUUUCUCGUUGCAGGGAGAUCCAUAAAAUAGGAAUUCUAUAACUGUUGUAUUUUUUCUUUUGUUUUUUUUUUUAUUUUACUAAGACUGAUGAAGAGAGAUGCAAAUUUUAAGACAUAUAUGUAGAUUAAAGGGGGAUGCUGCUUAGUUUUACCUACAAAAUAGCUUUGCCCACAAAAAAUAAAAAAUAUAGUCUUGGGCAAAGCUGCCAUAAAAUGAUCCUAAAAAAAAUCCCUAAUGUGAGUCUCUCUCUAUAUAGAUUCUAGUUAGGCUGAUAUAUAUUUAACAAAUGAUAAAAUGCAAACAAAUAUAAUUAAGAAGAGUAGAUAUUCAUUUGAACAAAAAAUUAAAAAUUAAUAAAAAUAUAA